Messenger RNA from Ogataea angusta, 1245 nucleotides. RefSeq lists its product as uncharacterized. NCBI's taxonomy places the organism in Eukaryota, Fungi, Ascomycota, Pichiomycetes, Pichiales, Pichiaceae. The record is from RefSeq and is a predicted model, not a curated record. The transcript has a single exon. The coding region runs from base 1 to 1245 and encodes 414 amino acids. Gene Ontology annotation, molecular function: protein binding.
AUGUCAUUUUCGAACGACAGGCAGUGCUUUCUGGUUCUACUUAGCUUGCUUAGCUACGGGGCUCAGGGCGUUCCGAUAACUCUCGAGGACCAGCCCGACAAUAUACCGUCAGACCUCGUUGUUCUGUUGGGAAUGGCGAUCGGGUUUUUUGGUGUAUUCGUCAUAUCACUAAUCGUCUAUUGUCUACAGAGGUUGCUGCGAAGAGGCAUACGACUGACACACGAGUUCCCAGGGUCCUUGGACGACGCUGCUCAGGAGGCGGAGGAAGAUAGACGCGCGCUAGACGAGCUUCCUCCUAACGAACAGGAACUAUAUUUCCAGGCCAAGGAUUUCCUGAAACUGAAUCCAGUGAACAACCAGGAGCUGACACUAUCGCAAAACUUAAUUAUACAGGAGAAAGGAGUGUCAGCAUGGGAGUUUCGACCUCAUAUUGAAUGCCAAGAAUUCAUUCGCGUGGUGGACAAGACCGAGAUCGAAUUCUUGAAUACAGGGCAAGAGCUGUCCAUUCAGACGAACUUUCCCAUACCAAAAGAAAACGAAGUGUACUAUUUUGAGACCAAGAUUUAUGAACUACCUAGUCCAGAAGAUACAUUAAUAUCGAUUGGAGUCGCCACUUCUCCAUACCCAUACUUCCGCCUUCCAGGUCGCAACCGAAUUUCGGCGUCAUACGAUUCAACAGGCCACAGACGCUAUAAUGACCCUUUCCCGCUGAAAGACACCGUCUUCCCUACUCUCGAACACGGAGAUGUAAUUGGAUGUGGCAUCAAAAUAGCGUCGCGGACUGUUUUCUGGACGCGAAACGGCAAGAAAUUGUCGGAGUCGAAGAUAGGAGGCCAUAUCAAGCUCCCGAAAAAUCUACAACUAUAUCCUACAGCUGGCUCGAACAACAAGUGCGCGCUUCAUGUGAACGUUGGACAGGCAGGAUAUGUUUUCAUAGAGGCAAACGUCAAAAAAUGGGGAUUCGGCCCGCUCGAAGGCAACGAGAUUCCUCCGCCGCUAUACACAAAAUUCAAUAAGGACGUUUUAUUGGAAAGCAGUGACUUUGACCUCAACGAUCUCAGUUUGCGAAACGGCGAUUUUCCACCAGAUUUCUGGGACGCUGUGGACGGCUCUUCUGAGUUCAACGACGUUGAAGAGAACAUUACACUACACACUAUGGGAGAAGACGAACGUUCGGAAUAUGCGCUAUCGGAGCAGGAGGAGGCCCCUAAUAGUCCUCCUCUAUACGAUGAAGUGUCUCGGUAA